This is a messenger RNA of Gopherus evgoodei (Goodes thornscrub tortoise), 1185 nucleotides long. RefSeq names its product astacin like metalloendopeptidase (gene ASTL). Lineage: Eukaryota; Metazoa; Chordata; Testudines; Testudinidae. Gene Ontology annotation, cellular component: membrane. Gene Ontology annotation, molecular function: metalloendopeptidase activity; zinc ion binding. The transcript has 10 exons. Gene Ontology annotation, biological process: proteolysis. The record is from RefSeq and is a predicted model, not a curated record. The annotation marks the transcript as partial.
AGUGAUGAGAUCCUCAACAUUAACCAAGAGCUCAUUCCUCCAGAAGCACCAGCGAGCAGCUUCCUGCUGGAGGGAGACAUCGUCAAGGUGAGCCCUUUCAGAGUGUUUUCAUCUGCAAGCCCAAAAUGGCCAAAGAGAAGAGGAACUGUCCAAAUUCCCUACAUCAUCUCCUACAAAUAUGACAAGCCUAGUGUGAAGAUCAUCAAGGAAGCAUUUGCAGACUUUGCAAGGUUCACAUGCAUCAAGUUUGUUCCCUACUCGUAUCAGAGAGAUUUCAUCUCCAUCAUGCCAAUGUCUGGGUGCUUCUCCAGCGUUGGACGCACUGGUGGGAUGCAGGUGGUCUCCCUAGCACCUGCUUGCCUCAGAAGGGGGAAAGGGGUGACUCUGCACGAACUCAUGCAUGUGCUGGGUUUCUGGCAUGAGCACUCCAGAGCUGACCGGGACAAGUACAUUAGAAUCUCCUGGAAUGAAAUCUUGACUGGCUUUGAAAUUAACUUCAUGAAAUCCUGGAACAGCAACAUGUUGGUGGACUAUGACUAUUCCUCAGUCAUGCACUAUGGCAGGUAUGCCUUUAGUAUGACCGGCUUGCCCACCAUCAUACCACUCUCCAAUCCUUUUGUCGCUCUUGGACAGAGGCGGAAUCUGAGCAGUUCGGACAUUGCCAGAGUCAACAAACUAUACAAAUGUUCUCCAACUUUGACAGAAUCAGGCGGUUACAUCUCCCUGAAGUCCCCUUCUGCCAGACAAACCACAGGACAUAAGACUUCUCUAAUCAGCCCCAUCCUGCAUAGGAUUGGAUGCAUCCACUUCUGGUACAGCCCCCUGGGCUCUGUCAUGGGCACAAUAAACAUCUAUAUCAAGUUGGCAGAUGCCCCUGAGUGGCACAGAAUCUGGUCUGCCAAGGGGAAGCAGGGCAGAGACUGGCAUCAGGUAGGAGUGGAGACAUCCGUGUCACAGAAGCUGCAGGUGAUGGUGGAAGGUGUCAUUGGCCCGGAUGCAGGGAGUGAUGUUGGCAUUGAUGACCUGUCUGUCUGUGUGGCAGAGUGUCAGGGAGGUUGUGAUGAGCUGAUUGCUUUAUACAAAAAGUGAAAUGAGCAACCAACAAAAUAAACCUUUUUAAAAUGCAAAAUGGUCCAGAAUCUUUCAUGGGGCUGAACUGAUCAAACCUUGGUCAACUUAGGCUGA